AUGGAGUCGGCAUACAAGAAGGUCAAGGCAAAAGCACUGGUGGUGCAAAAUGCAAGAAAUACUCAGAAGCAUAUACUGGCUGACACAAUUGAAAAGGAAGAAUUAUGUCCGUAUAUGACUGAAAUUUGGAAGAGCCAAGAUGCUGUUGUGAAAGCACUGCAGAGAGUAGAAGCAAAGUCAAAGAAGCAAGAGUCAUCAUCAUCUAGUGAAAGUGAUGGUGAAUGUGGUGUGACUGCAGAUGAAAUGGAAGAAGCAGUAAGGGUUGUGAAAAGGAAAAGAGACAUUUAUGACUUUGACGACCGAGUUGGAUUAAAAUCGGACUAUAUUGCUUACGACAGAAUGAACUCAAUUCUGGACAGCGAUGAUUACGUGCCAGACUUACCUCUUGAUCGGACGUCAAUGGAUACACAGUUUAAUCCUUACGACUUCAACAUCUUUUCAGACCAUGCAAUUCUGGAAUUUAAGGUCGUAAUAAACUGUAAAAGCACAGAAAAUGAUAAAGGGAAUUCAUUUCAAUAUACAAAAUGGUUCGCUAAUAAACGAGAUGAAUUCAGACGAAGGCUGAUAACAAGAUUGCCAGAAUUAAACCUUUUGUUGAGUGAUUCGGAGGCUGUUGCUACCGAUAGAAAUACAGUCGAUAGCACGGGUAACAGAUCUGUAGGGAUAAUAAAUGAAGAAGCCAAACCUUUGUUCUAUAAGGAAGUUAGGUCAAAUAACGUUAAAGUUCAAUUUGACAAUAAUGAUAUAUUGAAACGUUCCGAGCGGUUUGAUGAAACCUGUCGUGUAAAAAAGAAUGAGUAUUUGGAAGCUCUACGAUUGUUCAACGAUGUGAAAACUGAUGAAAAUCGAUAUCAAUUAAUGAUUAAAAAGAAACAGUAUAAAGCCUGUAUAAAAGACAAACGCAGAAAACAUAAAAUUGUAAGAAUGAGGGAAAUUGAGGCACUUAAGUCGAAAAAAACACGAGACUUUUGGAAAUUUUUCUCAAAGAAAAAUAAUAAACGAGGAGAUAAUAUCUCAUUGAAUGAUUUCUAUGAAUAUUUUAAUAAUUUAUCUGAUGAGAUUAACGUUACAACUGAUGGCGAAAGUGAAGAUUUUUGUCGAAAUGGUAUUUCAGUCGAUGAUCCCGUCUUUGCAGAGCUAGAUUCUGUCAUUACUAUGGAGGAAGUUCGGCAAGCUAUUAAGUCUUUAAAGCGAGGUAAAGCAGGCGGAAAUGACGGCAUGAUUAACGAAUACUUUAUUGAGACAGGCGAUAUAAUCGGUUCACAUUUGAGAGAUCUGUUUAAUAUUGUUUUGUCCUCUGGCCAUUUCCCUUCAGCAUGGAUGGAAGGAUUAAUUAUACCGGUUUUUAAAAAAGGCGACGACAGCAAUGUACAGAAUUAUCGAGGAAUAACGUUAGUCAGUUCUAUCUCAAAAAUGUUUACCUCAAUUUUAAAUAAGAGGAUGUCAGACUGGAGUAGGGAAAAUAAUAUAAUAUCAGAUUCUCAGUUUGGUUUUAAGAAAGGAUUAUCGACUACAGAUGCAAUAUUUUGCUUACACAGUGUAAUAAGUCACAUGUUAAAUAACGGAAAACGCUUUUACUCUACCUUUAUUGACAUGCGUAAAUGCUUUGAUAGCGUGUACAGAAACGCACUAUGGUUUAAGAUGUCCAAAUUGGGUGUUGGUGGUAAAAUGCUGACAAUAAUCAGAUCAAUGUAUGAACACGUGAAAUGUAGAAUACGCCAUGGUAAGGAAUUUUCAGACUUUAUAGAAAUCGCAGUAGGUUUAAAACAGGGUGAAAUAUGUUCCCCUCUGUUGUGGUCAAUGUUCAUUGAGGACUUGGAAUUAUACCUGGGAACAAGACCUGGUAGUGGCUUAAAUUUUGAUGAUUUAACGUUAAUAUUAUUCUUAUAUGCCGAUGACAUGGUGUUGUUCUCAGAUACAGUACAGGGAUUACAGCAAAGUCUAGAAGAUUUACACGUGUACUGCGACCGUUGGGGUCUUUCUGUUAAUAUAGACAAAACUAAAGUUAUGGUCUUCAGGAAACGUGGUCCGGUGAGAGAAAAUGAAAAGUGGACAUACAAUGGUUCACAGCUGGAAGUAGUCAAUAAUUUUAAUUAUCUGGGAGUAGUAUUUGACUCUCAUGGCAAGUUUAGCUUUAAUAUACAAAUGCUAGUUGGUAACAAGUUAGAUGCAGGUGUUAGAUAUAUAGGUGAAGCUAAAUGA
Mercenaria mercenaria is the source of this 2202-nucleotide messenger RNA. RefSeq lists its product as uncharacterized. Bases 1 to 2202 code for a protein of 733 amino acids. Lineage: Eukaryota; Metazoa; Mollusca; Bivalvia; Venerida; Veneridae. The transcript is spliced from 4 exons. The record is from RefSeq and is a predicted model, not a curated record.